Molecule: messenger RNA, 2165 nt
Organism: Lates calcarifer (barramundi perch)
Lineage: Eukaryota; Metazoa; Chordata; Actinopteri; Centropomidae
Product: WD repeat-containing protein 55
Exons: 4
Coding region: 36-1307 (423 amino acids)
Molecular function (GO): protein binding
Source: RefSeq, a predicted model, not a curated record
AAUUCAGCGUCGAAGAAGAAGAGAACCCAAACAACAUGGCGGCACACACGGAACACGUUGAAACCGUAUCCACGGCGACAGAAACAGACAAAACAGAAGGUCCAGAACCCUCCAGAGACCCAGAAACCUCAGACUCGGAGCCUGCAGGUCAGGGCCCAGACCCCGAUCCCGAUGAGGAUGAAGACGAGGACGGAAGCGAGCCGCCCGGGCCGAGGAUCCGAGACACGCCGGAGGAUAUCCGACUGGAGGCGAUCGCCAACACGGUGGCGCUGCACCCGAGCCGGGACCUCCUGGUGUGCGGGGACGUGGACGGGGACGUGUACGCCUUCUCGUACUCGUGCACGGAGGGGGAGAACCGGGAGGUGUGGUCAUCCGGGCACCACCUGAAGUCCUGCCGCCAGGUGCGCUUCUCCGAGGACGGGCUGAAGCUCUACAGCGUGUCCCGGGACAAGGCCGUCCACCUGCUAGACGUGGAGAGGGGACAGCUGGUCACCAGGAUCCGCGGGGCGCACGGAGCUCCCAUCAACAGUCUGCUGCUGGUGGACGAAAACAUCCUGGCGACCGGGGACGACGGAGGCACCCUGAAGGUGUGGGACAUGAGGAAAGGGACGGCGAUCAUGGAUCUGAAACACCACGAGGAUUACAUCAGUGACAUCGCUGUGGACCAGGCCAAGAGGAUCCUACUCACUGCCAGUGGUGACGGUACCAUGGGCGUCUUCAACAUCAAGAGGCGGCGCUUCGAGUUGCUGUCGGAGUACCAGAGCGGUGAUCUGACCUCCGUGGCGCUCAUGAAGCGUGGUAAGAAGGUGGUUUGCGGCUCUAGCGAGGGGACCAUCUACAUCUUCAACUGGAAUGGCUUCGGGGCCACCAGCGACCGCUUCGCUGUCAAGGCUGAGUCGUUGGACUGCAUCCUCCCCAUCACGGACAACAUCAUGUGCACCGCCUCCAUGGACGGGUACAUUCGGGCCAUCAACCUCCUUCCCAACCGGGUUAUCGGCUGCAUCGGGCAGCACGUCGGCGAACCCAUCGAGGAGCUUGCCAAGUCCUGGGACUCCCGCUUCCUGGUCAGCUGCGCCCACGACCAGCUCAUCAAGUUCUGGGACAUUUCCAGUUUACCCAACGCGACUGUCAACGAAUAUCGUAAGAGGAAGAAGAAAGACGGACGAAUGAAGUCUCUCACCAAGAAAGCCCACGGAGACAACGACUUCUUCUCAGGACUUGUAGAGGAAACAGAAAAGAAGGAGGAAGAAGAGGAGGAGGAGGAAGAGGAAGAGGAGGACAGUGAUAGCGACAGCGGCAGCGAUUAAAAAGCUGUUCCACUUAGUUUCCUGCUCGUUAUGACUGUGCCUUUGAACAAUUUAGUCCUCGAUCAGUGAAUAUAAAGGUGUUCCAUCAUCCAAAGUGCCUCACAAUGUCUGGAGUAUGAACAUUAUGAUGGAUGGCAUCGUAGCAAACACGAGAAGACACCGAACUUCCCGGCAGUGUUGGUUUUAGACUUUGACCUUGAAACAAACCGCCACUCAUCAUUCUGUGUUUUCAACUGAAAACGUGAGCUUACAGACACAAACAUGGUUAAAUAAACAGGGAAUGUCCCAGAAGCAGAAAACUCUCUUUACCUCAAAAAUAUUCACGGUUACUGACCUAUGUGACGCUAACAGGCAGAGAGAAAUGCUCUGGCAGCACUGUUGGCUUGAAAGCCUGCAACCAGACUCCCGAGUUUUGCUCAGUAAAAUCCCCGUUUUGUCAAUGGAGUCUGGUAGUGAUAUAGAGAUGUUUCUGGUUAAUCUAAAAGGCUCUUACUCUUUAAUUAAAAGCUCUGUCUCUGUAGGAAUCCUGUCAUAAUGUUGUCAGACAUAAUCUGAAUCCUAUAAGUCAUUUACACCCAAAAAUGUGGAAAAUAAGGCCCAGGUUAAAAAACAUAGGUGCUAUUCUGUAUUCUGCAACAUGGAGUAUAUGUUGAGGGAGCACUUUAUUAGGAACAUGCUUUUCUGAGCCUUCUGUAUCAAACGCACCAGAAUUCAACAACACAUCAUUCAUAAAAAAGAGAACACUAGUGAAAAAAAUAACAAGAACAGUGAAAAUGACCUUUGUAAAACAUAAAAUUACAUUUUUGGCAAAAAAAACAAAAACAAAAAACAAAUAAAAAGCACAAAGCUUCAUGUCAA